This is a messenger RNA of Chondrus crispus (carragheen), 1095 nucleotides long. RefSeq lists its product as hypothetical. Lineage: Eukaryota; Rhodophyta; Florideophyceae; Gigartinales; Gigartinaceae. The transcript has 4 exons. The coding region runs from base 1 to 519 and encodes 172 amino acids. The record is from RefSeq and is a predicted model, not a curated record.
AUGGCGGUAGACUGGCGUACAAGAAUCUCACGCUGCGCCCCAGGUGAGCAAUAUGAGCCGGUCGUUUGGACGUGGCCCGCCGCCACAUUGUUCAUGGCCAAACCAUUGGCUGUUUUCGGCUCUGCUUCCGCCACUUGUUGCUUCUUGUUGGUCAAACUCGCCCUUGGCCAUGUGCUCGUUCUUCUUCAUCUCCUUGAAGGCCUCACGGGCCUUUUCCUUGCACAGGUCUGCGUACGGGAUGCCGCCCAUCUGCAUGACGAUGUGCGGCUCGAUGGGCGGGGAGUCAUCCAGCUCGUAGGUGGCGGUGGGCUUCUGGACCGGCUUGAUGUCGAUAGGCAGCGGCGGGCGGAGUGGGCGGAGACGACAGGGUGGCGGGCGUAUUGCUGGGCGUGCGGGUCAUGGGAGAGGUGGUGCACUCGUAUUGUUGAUAGUGUAGGUUUCCCUUUCUUGUCUCUGGUGCGGCUGAAAUGCAGCCGGAGCGAUUCUUUCUGUCACUGUUUCAUAGCCUUUUUCAUCUAGCGAUGUGGCGCUCACUCCGACGACAGUGCAGGACUCAUGAGUAAUGUAGCUGCCUGGUUUGCGUAUUAAAAUGUUCUUGGAACAACCAAAUACUUCUGCGGACAUCACAGCCUGCCCUCUGCAGUCCGGAUCCUCAUUCAUUGUCAAGCAAGGUCACCAUAUGGGAAUCACUCCUAUUGGCCUAGUUUCAUGGUCAGAACGCAUUCCGCCAAUCAACAGGUGUCGAAGGUGGCCAUUGUAUCUCUCGGCAAGCUGUCCUCGUCAUUAUCCUGUCCCUACGAAGUACUGUAUUUGCAGCGAAACUGAUAAUUCCACGUCGUUCGCUGAUGCGCCGUGGAUAUCGCUCAUAUGGCUCGACCGUAUGACAUGUAUAUACGGGUUCUGUGAAGAGACUUUACAUUAUUGAGGAACUCUUCCUCGCUUGCUUCCGCUCAAACGGCGUCCUCCAUCGCUUGGAUGCACAUGCUUAACAAGACAUCGGAGCUGUUAAACUUGCAUGGUAUCAGACUUGUACAGGCUCCCAUUUACACAAUCUAUGAUGAACAAUUUGGAAAAGGAAGAAAGUCUAUCUGUCCA